Botrytis cinerea B05.10 is the source of this 1826-nucleotide messenger RNA. RefSeq lists its product as hypothetical. The transcript is spliced from 3 exons. NCBI's taxonomy places the organism in Eukaryota, Fungi, Ascomycota, Leotiomycetes, Helotiales, Sclerotiniaceae. Gene Ontology annotation, molecular function: magnesium ion transmembrane transporter activity. The record is from RefSeq and is a predicted model, not a curated record. Gene Ontology annotation, biological process: magnesium ion export from mitochondrion. The coding region runs from base 139 to 1392 and encodes 417 amino acids.
GUUGAAGUGCAUCAAAAACAUUUAUGACACCCAACUUAAAUGAUUUGUACUUGCCUACCAACGCUGCAACAGAAAACUCGCUCUUUUGAAUACUUGGGGACCAGGAAGGCGACCAGCUUCGGAAAUUGAGGAAGGGCCAUGUCCCUGACCUCUCGUGUUGCCAACCUGUUUUCCUCCGGAUCAGCAGGUUCGCCAGCAGAAGAUCGCACCAAAUUUGGGAUUGUUGAUGAUGGAGGGGAGGAAGACGUCAAUGUUAGAGUGGGAAAACGACUACUUGGGUCGGAAGUCAUGGCACAAGAAGAGGUCGAAGAGGAGGGACGACCACCUUAUUUACAUGCCAUGAUUGCUGGAGGUAUUGGUGGAACCACGGGGGAUCUUCUCAUGCAUUCUUUGGAUACAGUCAAGACUCGCCAGCAAGGUGACCCGCAUGUUCCGCCAAAGUAUACCAAGCUAUCGUCCUCAUAUUCUACUAUUCUGCGACAAGAAGGAAUACGGAGAGGUUUAUAUGGAGGUUGGGUUCCUGCUCUUCUUGGAUCCUUUCCUGGCACAAUCAUAUUCUUCGGAACAUAUGAGUAUAGUAAGAGGCAUCUGAUAGACAAUGGCAUUCCACCAUGGCUUGCAUAUCUAUCCAGUGGGUUUGUCGCCGAUUUCGCAGCCUCCUUCGUCUACGUGCCUUCCGAAGUCCUCAAAACCCGCCUACAACUCCAAGGUCGAUACAAUAACCCAUUCUUCAACUCUGGUUACAAUUACAAAAACACAGCGCAUGCCGCCCGAACGAUUGUCAAGCAAGAAGGGUUCUCUGCGCUAUUCUAUGGGUACAGAGCAACAAUCGUUAGAGAUCUACCAUUUUCGGCAUUACAAUUCGCAUUCUACGAGCAAGGUCAAACUUGGGCGAGAAGAUGGAAAGAAAGCCGAGAUAUUGGAUUGCCAUUGGAACUUUUAACAGGAGCGGCAGCUGGAGGUUUGGCAGGAGUAAUUACAUGUCCUCUAGAUGUUGUGAAGACAAGGAUUCAAACGCAAGUCAUUUCCAGCCCCGAGUCCACUUCUAAGCAGACAUCGGAGUCUCCGAAGAACCCCUCUCAAUCCACCCGUACGAAGACAAAAUCUACAAAGCCUACAAAGCCUACUAAACAUCAGAUUCGAUCAAUAUCCACAUCAUCUCCUUCUACGCAUACACCUCGUCCUGGUAGCAUAAUUCUCGAUACAUCUUCCGUCCCGACUGGCCUCAAACUCAUCUACAGAACGGAAGGAAUAGCGGGGUUAUUUCGAGGAGUAGGACCUAGAUUUGUGUGGACCAGUACGCAAAGUAGUUGUAUGUUGGUAUUAUACCAAUACAUCUUGAAGCGACUAGAAACUUCCAACUCGCAGCGGGAUCAGGAAUCAAUUGUAUAAUGGAGGGGAUUGGGUGAAUGUAAAUGGUCAUGAAUGAUAGGAUUAUGUAGGAUUAUGUACAGCAAAAAUACGGUUGCAUUGGGCGGCGUUUUGGGAGGUCUUAAGAUUAGACGAAUAGAUGAUCUUCACUUUUUGUAUAUUGUUCACCCUCACGAGUCUCACCUGGAAAUGAAUAGGCAAGUUGGAGUUGGUGGGUACCAAAGAAAUUGUGUUCGAUCGACGGAACCUAGAAGGGCGACUUCCUCGGAAGAUUUCUGACUAUAUUUCCUAUUAUCCACAAUCUCGUACUCGGGAUUACCCAUUUGUCGGUGCAUGCAGAAUGAGAAUGAUUAGGUACGACAUUUAUUCUAACUCUCGUUUGCUGAAAAGUCCGCCGGUACCGAGUGUAGGGUUCUGUUGGCCCUGGUCGAAAUCUAAAUACGGUUCUAACGUCA